AAUGAGUGUUGCAACAAAGGGUUUGGUUGAAUUUGUAAAUCCAUGUAAUAAAAAAUAUACCUAUUUAGAUAAAUUACCAAAAUUUGUUAAACAAGUUCAUUUAUAAAUGAAAGAAAUUGAGGGUAGAUAACCAUUUGGUUAAGGAUUAUACCAUUGUAACAAUUAUGAGAAUCUAAUUAAAAGAAUGGCUAAUACUAGAUAACAAUAUAGAUAAUCACUAUAAAUAGAAACAAGAAAAUAAUUAGCAUAAAAUGAAUAUUAAGCAUGGUCAGAUUAUAUUAAGGAACGUACACUAGAAUUACCAGUAUAGCAUUAAGUAUCUGGAAAAUAAUUAAAUGAAUUGAGAAGAUCAUAUGAAGUUUUUAUUGCUAAAGGAGAAAAUGGUUUAAGACCAUCUGAAUUACUCAAUGUUUUCAAUGUAUUUGAAUAAUUAAAUAAAAGGAUUACACAAGAGUUAAUUAAUUUACAAUACCAGUCGAUAAUUGGUGUGUGUUGUAAAUGGUACAUUAUAAUAUGGGUUAUCCAAUGAAUAUGAAUAGAUUAUUAACAUUUGAAGAAAUAGCUAAUUUAGUUUAAACAAAAGUUUUAGCAACUUAUGAAAGAUCUCUUGGUUAAGAUCUAUUAUUUAGAGAGAUUUGUUCAUAUGGUUAUUGGAACUUAUUUGAUUAAAGUAAAGGAUAUAUGAGUAUAAAAGAGUUUAGUAAUUUUGUAAAAGUACAAAUAAUUUUUGUUAAAUGAUAGAUAUUUAAGUUUAAUGUUGAGCCAACAUUAGGAGGAAUACUAAAAGAGUUUGGAUUUGCAGCAAAUCUAUUUUAAGGUGAAUUUGUAAAAGAAAUAGAUCCAAAAGAAGACAUAGUGAGAUUCGAUUUCUUCAGAUAUUUAUUUUUAGAGAGAAAUUUAUGA
Messenger RNA from Paramecium pentaurelia, 903 nucleotides. Lineage: Eukaryota; Ciliophora; Oligohymenophorea; Peniculida; Parameciidae. The record is from the annotation of a GenBank genome assembly.